AUGGACAUCUAUCUUCAAACAGCAAGUCCGAUUGUGGAGGAAGUACUCAAAGGUUACAAUGGCACGAUAUUUGCCUACGGGCAGACGGGCACGGGCAAAACGUACACAAUGGCGGGGAGUAAUUCCGCCCCAGAGUUGCGGGGCAUUAUUCCGAACUCAUUCGCACAUAUAUUCAGCCAUAUUGCUAAAGCAAAGGAUGAUGAGAAAUUCCUAGUAUGCGUGACAUAUUUGGAGAUUUACAACGAGGAAGUGCGUGACCUACUUGGCAACAACCCGCACCAGAGCUUGGAGGUCAAAGAGCGGCCAGAUAUCGGUGUCUUUGUUAAGGAUCUCACGGGUUACGUGGUCAACAACUCCGAUGAGCUGGAAAAGAUAAUGGCGGUCGGUAAUAAGAACCGACACAUCGGGGCCACGGCUAUGAACAUUGAGAGUUCUCGGUCGCACGCAAUUUUCUCCAUUACAGUGGAGAGCAGUAAGAAGGGCGCAGAUGGAAAGAUGCACGUGAAGAUGGGGAAGCUGCAUCUUGUUGAUUUAGCGGGCUCAGAGCGUCAAAGCAAAACCCAGGCGACCGGCACUCGGCUGAAAGAAGCAACGAAGAUUAACCAAUCACUAUCGGUUCUUGGUAAUGUGAUAUCUGCCCUGGUAGAUGGCAAGUCCACGCAUAUUCCAUAUCGGAACAGCAAACUGACUCGACUCCUACAGGACUCGCUUGGAGGGAACUCAAAGACUGUUAUGAUUGCGACUAUAGGCCCAUCAGACACGAACUACGUGGAGACGAUCAGCACGCUUCGAUACGCAAACAGAGCGAAGAACAUUGAAAAUAAAACGCACGUCAAUAGCGAGCCUGGAGACGCUUUGCUUACAAAGUUCCAACAAGAAAUCGAUCAGCUGAAGAAACAACUAGAAGAGUCUGUUAUUGAUGUGGAAGGCGAAGGCGAAGAAGAACUCUCGGAAGAUACGGAAGACACCCUCACAGAUCCCGAGCUGGAUGUCCUGGAUCCAGAAGAGAAGAAGAUUAAGAGAAAGAUCAGGAAAGAGGAGAAGGAACAAGCCAAGAGAGAGAUGGCACAUCAGGCCAGAAAAGUGCUGGAGGAGAAGAAAGCAGAGCUACAAAAGACCAAGAGACAGCAAGAAGAGUUGAAAGAUAAGUUGCAACGUCUGGAGUCGAAGGUGUUGGUGGGAGGUGAAAAUCUUCUCGACAAAGCUGAUACGCAACGGAAACUUCUGGAACAGGCCUCCAAAGAGCUGGAACAGAGGAAGCUGAUCGAGCUACGUCUGCAAGAAGACCUGCAGAAGAAAGAGGCGGAAAGGUUGGACCUGGAAGAACGAUACUCGACUCUCCAAGAAGAAAAUGCCGCGAAGACCAGAAAACUUAAACGCGCUGUGCAAUUACUUAAUUCAGCAAAGGCUGAAUUAGCUGACCAACAACGUGAACAGCAGAGGGAGAUGGAGGGAAUCCUGGACGGGAUCAGAGCUCUGAAGAGGGAGUUGCAGCUCGCUGACUUAGUCCUUGACUCUUAUAUACCUAAGGAGUAUCAGGCAUUAAUCGACCAGUACGUACAUUGGAACGAGCAACUUGGCGAAUGGCAAGUCAAAUGCGUCGCGUACACGGGAAACAAUAUGGCGCCGCAUCUCACGCACAUUGAGAAACGUCACGCACAUAUCGAGCCCCCAGACCUAUCGGAGCGCUACCUCUCCUAUUCAGCUGUAGCUCGUUCGGGCACUCGUCUGGCGAGACCACUAUCAGCAGUUCCAAGACCCCAUACAGCUCUGAGACAACGGCAUUAA
This is a messenger RNA of Pieris macdunnoughi, 1788 nucleotides long. The record is from the annotation of a GenBank genome assembly. Lineage: Eukaryota; Metazoa; Arthropoda; Insecta; Lepidoptera; Pieridae.